This is a messenger RNA of Pecten maximus, 855 nucleotides long. RefSeq lists its product as uncharacterized. Gene Ontology annotation, biological process: DNA recombination; DNA integration. The record is from RefSeq and is a predicted model, not a curated record. Gene Ontology annotation, molecular function: DNA binding. NCBI's taxonomy places the organism in Eukaryota, Metazoa, Mollusca, Bivalvia, Pectinida, Pectinidae. The transcript has a single exon. The coding region runs from base 1 to 855 and encodes 284 amino acids.
AUGGCCAGUGUCAACUUUUCUAACCUACAAGUUACGGAGGACAUGCUCAUUUACUUUGUGGCCCAUUGUUACAACUUGAAACUUUCAUAUGCUACAAUCAAAUUAUACAUGUGCGGUAUCAAAUUUAUGUGUCUCAAACACAAUAUACCAUUUCCUAGUUCUGCCGAAUUGAGACGGAUGUACGCCAUCCUGGGAGGCGUGAAACGUGCACGUGGCAAGAUCAGCAGACCUCGGUACCCAGUGACAUUCAACAUUUUGAAAGACGUAUGUGGAUAUCUACGACAAAAGUCAACUUCUUUCGAAGACUUGAUGAUGCAGACAGCAUGCAUUGUAGCUUUCUUUGGCUUCUUGAGAUGUGGUGAAUUUACUGUUAAAACAUCAUUUGAUCAUACAGUGCAUUUGUGCGUGAGCGAUCUGAUAAUAACAGAUGAUUACGUCAUGGUACACCUCAAAAGAUCUAAAACGGACCCGUUUAGGGAAGGGGUGAAGUUAAAACUAUUUAAAGUUGGGGGCAUUUUAUGUCCUUAUGUCGCGUGUUGUAAUUACGUGUCAGCCAGACUUAGGCAGAACCCUUCACCAGAUGAUCCCCUGUUCAUUGUGGGCAACGGACAAGCUUUAACACGUUCUAUAUUUAUUACCAAGUUUAAGCAUGUAUUGCAGUGCAUAGGAAUUAAUUCAGAACUUUAUAAUGGACAUUCAUUUCGUAUUGGAGCUGCCACCUCAGCAGCAGCAGCUCACGUGGAGGACCAUCUGAUUAAGGUUCUAGGAAGAUGGUCCUCAGACGCUUACUGUAGAUACAUUAGAACGCCUCAAUCUUGUAUCAGAGAGGCCCAGAUUGCACUUACAAAGCAUUAA